GCAGCAGCGAUGUCUGCGGUUUCUUGCAGAGUCCUGCCGGACGCGGCGAGGCAAGAGCUGCCCGAGGCAUUGCGCCGACAUCCCGGCCGCAGCUGGGGGAGCCUCUUCGGGCAGAUAUUUUAGCAGCUGCCUUGGAGAGGGUGCUCCUCAGUUACCCUCUGGAAGUAGAGGAGGCGAGAGUGUCGGGACACUAUGGGAUUUCCCCGGUUUGGCGGCGGGAAGGAAGUCCUGGCUCCCAAAGGGGGCAAGGUUACGGUGCGGUGGAGCUGCGGGGAUGCUCUUGCUGUGCGAGGGUAACCCCGGCCCAGUCCCCGGCCCCACACGGCUCCUGACGGGCGGUACCCGCGGCUACUCACUCCGUUACAGCGAGCCCCGUCUGGCCGCCGCGCUGCCCAGCAUAUUGCGGCUAUCGAAUUCACCCCUGAUUUCGAUAAAAGCAUCCUGCCAGGCGCGCCGAUGUUUCGCUGCGCGGACAGCCUGCGGUCCGUGAGUAACUGCCUGUCCCGGGACACGCACUGUCCCGCCUGGGUCAGAGCUCUGCCCGCCCCGGCACACACAUUGUCCCGCCAAGUUUAGGCUGCACCUGCUGCACACCGCUUUGUUUUUCGACUUCUUGGUUUCCAUUUUUCUCCUCACCUUCACGCCUCCGGAAAUUAAUGUCUUCCUCUCCCAGUAAAACGAAAAUGGGGGUGGAUAGAGGUAGCAGUACUCCGGGAUGGGGCCAGGCGGCCGUCCCCGUCGCGCAGGACCGGUCCUGAGGUGCACGGUCCCUCUGCGCGUAGCCCCCGUGCCCACCUCCAGUGCCUGGCAGCGAGGUUGGAAUACCUGUUACAAAUAGCAAAUGAUGUCUUCCCCUACCUUGUCUCCCCCCCCACCCCCCACCCCCCCCCCCUUCGUGACAUUAUUCAGGGGGAUGAUCAUUACCUCAAUGGCCGAGGUGGGAGCCAAGUAGAAAGACGGUCAUCACGGAGGAGUGACAUUAUUAAAUAUCUCGCGUGUCUUCUUGGCCCGAGAUUCUGAUCUGUCCCUGCGGUGCUUCUCCCGCCGCCAACGCCACGGCUCUGCCCAAACGGCUGAGCCCGGGCCCCGCAUCCCGUCGGUUAUUGCUAAGAAACUCGCGCCAGCUGCGGACACGCUAACGCGGCUGAGGAGAAGAUGGGAAACAUCCAGCCAACUUAACGCCUGCUGUUUUCCCACCCAGUGGGAUCCAAUGAAAACAGAACGAUCUUGUAGGAAAUACCUGGAGCUUUUUGAUGGCCAGGGAAAUGCGAUUUUUCUGCCCUGAAAUGUGUUUGAGGCUGCCAGUUUCUUUUUAUUUUUUUCCCUUCCUCCUCCGUGUCGCUGCGGGUUACAGGACACUCUACGGAACGGAUUUUGCAAGCUGAGGACCGAGCAACAUUCGCCUUCCCCCCUACCUCCUGCCUACUCCCCCGACCUCGCCUCUCGCAUCUCAGCCCCUCGGCGGCCACCGUUUGCCCAGAAGCCGGUCUGCAAAGUGCUUUCUUGCGCGGGGCUUCUUGCUGGGAACCCACGUGUGCAGUCCCUGCCUGCAGGCUGCCUUACAACAUCCCGGCUCUUGUCUUGGGUUUCGGGCCCUCAGACCUAUUUGCAUCCCCUUCGCUGCCUCCUAGAGAAACUGUCCUUUUACUCCAAAAUGCAAGAAGCUCCGGAGAGCGGCAGCAGCGCCGGCGCCAGCAGCUCAUUCUCAAGCCACCCCGCGGCCAACAUCAAGGAAGAGGACUGCAGCCCCGAGAAGGAGCGACCUCCCGAGGCCGAGUAUCUCAGCUCCCGUUGCGUCCUCUUCACCUACUUCCAGGGGGACAUCAGCGCCGUGGUGGACGAGCACUUCAGCCGGGCUCUCAGCCAGCCCAGCAGCUUCUCUCUGGGCAGCGCCAAGGCAGCGCGGAACGCCGGCUCCUGGCGGGAUGGCUCCUUCCCAAUGAUCCAGCGCAGCUUCCCGCCGUCCUUCUGGAACAGCACAUACCAGCCCUCCUCGGUCACAGCCACCCUGAGCAGCCCCCUGGCAGCUGCUGCCCACAGUGAGCUGCCCUUUGCUGCCGCUGCCGACCCCUACGCACCUGCCUCUCUGCACGGCCACUUACACCAGGGUGGCCCUGAGCCCUGGCACCAUGCCCACCAUCACCACCACCACCAUCACCCUCCCUACAUCGGGACACAGAGCACUGCCUACCCCCGCCCUGCCGCUAUGCAUGAAGUCUAUGGACCCCACUUUGACCCCCGCUACAGCUCGCUCCUGGUGCCCACUGCCUCUGUCCGCCCCCACCGCCUCACCCCUGCCUCCGUGCCCACACCAGUCAGCCCACCCUGUGAACUGGGCAAGAGUGAGGUGGGUGCUGCUGCAGCCUGGACAACAUCGGGACCCUUCCCCAGCACAGCAGGGGACAUGGCACAGAGCCUCGGCCUCAAUGUGGAUGCAGCUCGCCGUUACUCCUUCUGUGGCGGAUCCCUUCUGAGCUGAUGUGCUGACUCAGAGACUCUCAGAUCUCCCUUUGCCCUUUCCCAAGCCCACCGUGGCCCUGCAGCUCGGGGAGACAACAGGACUUAAAAGGACCUGGCAUUGCAAGGACGGUACUUUAGACUUAUUUUGGAGAGGAAAAUCCUUCUGCUGCAAGAGGAGAGCCAAAGAUGUCGAACUUCUAUUUAAGCAGACCCGACACCCAGAACUGAAGUCAGACUACUCUAAAAGAGUCAGAUGACAUCACAGAUGGUGAUGCAAAGCCACUGCCCUUUGUACAGGGGGCAAAGGAAAUCAUGGGUUGUUUUUUUGUUGUUUGUUUUUAUUGGUUAUUUGGUUUUGUGGUUUUGUUUUUUUUUGUUUUUU
Molecule: messenger RNA, 2842 nt
Organism: Pogoniulus pusillus (Red-fronted tinkerbird)
Lineage: Eukaryota; Metazoa; Chordata; Aves; Piciformes; Lybiidae
Gene: VGLL2
Product: vestigial like family member 2
Exons: 4
Coding region: 1655-2479 (274 amino acids)
Biological process (GO): regulation of transcription by RNA polymerase II
Cellular component (GO): nucleus
Source: RefSeq, a predicted model, not a curated record